AGAAAAAACAUACACACUUUGUUCAAAAUGGCAGCCACCGCACAGAAAUUAACCCCCAUUCCUAAUUUGGAGCGAAUUUCACAGCGUGUCAUACGAAUUCUAGGAUGUAAUCCAAGACCGUUGACACUACAAGGAACAAAUACAUAUCUUGUUGGUACAGGACCAAAGAGAAUAUUGAUUGAUGCUGGUGAUCCUGAAGUUCCUGAUUAUAUUAACAAUCUGAAGAAAGCCUUGAAGGAUUUCCAGAGUUCCAUCCAAGAGAUUGUCAUAACACACUGGCAUAAAGAUCAUGUUGGGGGUGUCCAAGAUGUUUGUCGGGAAGUUUUACAAUCUUCAGAUAUAAAGGUAUCCAAGUUUAGUCGCCCUGAAGGACAUGAGGAGUACAAUAUUGGUUUUCCCUAUAAUUUUGUGAAGGACAAUGCUGUGUUUCAAACUGAAGGUGCUACACUAAAGGCCCUUUUUACACCGGGUCAUUCAGAUGACCACAUGGUACUGUUACUGGAGGAGGACAGGGCCAUUUUCUCUGGUGAUACCAUCCUAGGGGAGACAACUGCUAUGUUUGAGGAUCUUCACACCUACAUGGCUUCCCUUGACCGAAUACUACAGAUCCGUCCUUCAGUCAUCUACCCCAGUCAUGGUCCCAUAAUCACUGACCCUGUCGACAAGGUCACAAACUACAUCAACCACCGCCUCACCCGAGAGAGACAGAUAGAAGAAACCCUCGGACAAGACCCGAACGCCUGGCUUACCUCCAUGGAACUAGUAGAAAGAAUAUACGUAGGUUUAGCUGAUGGCUUAAAACAUGCUGCCAAUAUAAAUGUUUGUCAGCAUCUGUUAAAGUUAGUCAAGGACGGAAAAGUGGAAUUUGAAGAAAGAGAUGGAACAAAAGUAUGGAAGAAAAAAUGUCAAAGCAACAUGUGAUUUGUUGAUAAUUGUCCUUGUAAUGGUAGAGCUCUGUCAUUUGUAGUGUUAAGAUGGAUACCAAACUUUGUAAUGGUAGAGCUCUGUCAUUUGUAUGUAGUGUUAAGAUGGAUACCAAACCUUGUAAUGGUAGAGCUCUGUCAUUUGUAGUGUUAAGAUGGAUACCAAACCUUGUAAUGGUAGAGCUCUGUCAUUUGUAGUGUUAAGAUGGAUACCAAACUUUGUAAUGGUAGAGCUCUGUCAUUUGUAGUGUUAAGAUGGAUACCAAACCUUGUAAUGGUAGAGCUCUGUCAUUUGUAUGUAGUGUUAAGAUGGAUACCAAACUUUGUAAUGGUAGAGCUCUGUCAUUUGUAUGUAGUGUUAAGAUGGAUACCAAACUUUGUAGUGGUAGAGCUCUGUCAUUUGUAUGUAGUGUUAAGAUGGACAACAAACCUUGUAAUGGUAGAGCUCUGUCAUUUGUAGUGUUCAGAUGGAUAUCAAACCUUGUAAUGGCAGAGCUCUGUCAUUUGUAUGUAGUGUUAAGAUGGAUACCAAACCUUGUAAUGGUAGAGCUCUGUCAUUUGUAUGUAGUGUUAAGAUGGAUACCAAACCUUGUAAUGGUAGAGCUCUGUCAUUUGUAGUGUUAAGAUGGAUACCAAACCUUGUAAUGGUAGAGCUCUGUCAUUUGUAGUGUUAAGAUGGAUACCAAACUUUGUAGUGGUAGAGCUCUGUCAUUUGUAGUGUUAAGAUGGACAACAAACCUUGUAAUGGUAGAGCUCUGUCAUUUGUAGUGUUCAGAUGGAUAUCAAACCUUGUAAUGGUAGAGCUCUGUCAUUUGUAGUGUUAAGAUGGAUACCAAACCUUGUAAUGGUAGAGCUCUGUCAUUUGUAGUGUUAAGAUGGAUACCAAACCUUGUAAUGGUAGAGCUCUGUCAUUUGUGCGUAGUGUUAAGAUGGAUACCAAACCUUGUAAUGGUAGAGCUCUGUCAUUUGUGCGUAGUGUUAAGAUGGAUAACAAACCUUGUAAUGGUAGAGCUCUGUCAUUUGUAGUGUUAAGAUGGAUACCAAACUUUGUAGUGGUAGAGCUCUGUCAUUUGUAUGUAGUGUUAAGAUGGAUAACAAACCUUGUAAUGGUAGAGCUCUGUCAUUUGUAGUGUUAAGAUGGAUA
Messenger RNA from Pecten maximus, 2067 nucleotides. RefSeq names its product endoribonuclease LACTB2-like. Bases 28 to 921 code for a protein of 297 amino acids. Lineage: Eukaryota; Metazoa; Mollusca; Bivalvia; Pectinida; Pectinidae. The record is from RefSeq and is a predicted model, not a curated record. The transcript is spliced from 7 exons. Gene Ontology annotation, molecular function: RNA endonuclease activity; single-stranded RNA binding. Gene Ontology annotation, cellular component: mitochondrial matrix.